AUGGCCUUGCCUGAUUACAUUGAACGCGUGGCAGUUAGCUCAGUAUUAAACCGCGAUUCACAGCAAUACGGGAAGAUUCAUCUGUUUGACGGGAGGCCCGAUACUUGUUGGAACUCCGACUCGGGUACUCCGCAAUGGAUUAUGGUGGAUUUCAAGAAACCGGUAAAACUGACGGCCGUCAGAAUUCAAUUUCACGGUGGCUUCGCCGCCGAGGAGGCUGUGCUCCAGUUGUGGACCAAAGAAACGAAGGACAACAAAACGGCCUAUCCUAUAUUCCCCGCCAAUGUCAGCAGUCUUCAGUCAUUUGUCUUUACUGAUGAAAAUGCAUACACAAAUGCCUGUCUUUUGUUUCGAAAGGCUACCGAUUUCUUCGGACGAAUUAUUGUCUACCGUCUUGACCUUUCAUUUGAUUGA
Molecule: messenger RNA, 414 nt
Organism: Mesocestoides corti
Lineage: Eukaryota; Metazoa; Platyhelminthes; Cestoda; Cyclophyllidea; Mesocestoididae
Source: the annotation of a GenBank genome assembly